Oldenlandia corymbosa var. corymbosa is the source of this 3347-nucleotide messenger RNA. Lineage: Eukaryota; Viridiplantae; Streptophyta; Magnoliopsida; Gentianales; Rubiaceae. The record is from the annotation of a GenBank genome assembly.
UCGCUCAUGCAUUAAUGGUUCGCCUCUAUGUUUAUUGUUUUUUUUCACGCGUUAAGGAUUUUCAAACCGUUUGAUACAUCUGAUAUGUCAUUUGGAAUUGAUGUUUUUCAAAUUCUGGUUGUUUAAUUGAGUGAAUUCCUUGUCAAUUGCUCACUUUUGUUGAGGAAGAAUUUUCAAUUUCUGUUUCUGGUUUUGGCUUCUUGUUUUGACAGGAUUAAAGAUGUUUGAAAAUGGUAGAUUGUUAAUUGUAGAAUUCUGAUUCUGUCUUUGGAUUGAUUAAUUUAAUCCUACUUUGGUACCAGUUGAUAUCAAACAGGUUCAAUUGUGGUCGAGAAUUAAGUUUUGGACAUGUGUGGGAAUAAUUCUCGGUGAAUACAAGUGAUAUUGGAACAGAAAGCAUUUUGUUUGUUUAUUUUGUUUCAGUUGAUUCUCUGUCCAGUUUGGAGUUGGAUGAUGCGCAACGAUUGGCUAAACGUAGGUGGGAACGAGAACAAGGUCGGAAGGAUGUGACUGAAGAUAUGUCUGAAGAUUUGUCCGAGGGAGAAAAGGGAGAUGUCUUGGGUGAUGCAGUAUCAUUAGACAGCCCCAGGAAAAAGUUCCAGCGCAACUUCUCGAACUUAGAAGUGUGGUCUGAUAAGAACAAGGAGAAGAAGCUUUACAUUGUGCUAAUAAGUCUGCAUGGUUUAGUCCGUGGUGACAAUAUGGAGCUUGGUAGAGAUUCAGAUACUGGUGGUCAGAUUAAGUAUGUUGUUGAGCUUGCUAAGGCACUUGCAAAAAUGCCGGGAGUUUAUCGAGUUGAUCUUUUUACCCGCCAAGUUUCCUCUCCGGAAGUCGACUGGAGCUAUGGGGAGCCCACAGAGAUGCUCACCACAGGCCCUGAAGAUGCAGAUGAUUUGGGAGAAAGUAGCGGGGCUUAUGUAGUAAGGAUACCGUUUGGUCCUCGUGACAAGUAUUUGAGGAAGGAAUUGUUAUGGCCUCAUAUUCAAGAGUUUGUAGAUGGGGCUUUAGCUCACAUUCUUAACAUGUCAAAGGUUUUAUGCGAACAAAUUGGUAGCGGACGCCCUGUCUGGCCAUAUGUGAUUCAUGGGCACUAUGCAGAUGCAGGGGACAGUGCGGCUCUUCUUUCAGGUGCUUUGAACGUUCCAAUGGUUUUAACAGGUCACUCCCUUGGUAGGAACAAGCUUGAGCAGCUUAUCAAACAAGGAAGGCAAUCCAAGGAGGAUAUCAAUUCAACAUACAGGAUAAUGCGAAGGAUAGAAGCUGAAGAGCUCUCUCUCGAUGCUGCUGAACUCGUUAUUACCAGCACCAGGCAGGAGAUUGAUGAACAAUGGGGCUUAUAUGAUGGGUUCGAUGUAAAGCUGGAGAAAGUUUUGAGGGCUCGUGCGAGAAGAGGGGUUAAUUGCCAUGGCCGCUACAUGCCAAGAAUGGCGGUUAUACCUCCUGGAAUGGACUUCAGCAAUGUCAUCGCUCAAGAAGACAAUGUCGACUUUGAUGGGGAGCUUGCAGCACUAACAAACUCUGAUGGUGCUUCUCCUAAAGCUGUUCCUGCAAUAUGGUCUGAAGUGAUGCGGUUUCUCACGAAUCCCCACAAGCCAAUGAUUCUAGCCCUGUCAAGACCAGAUCCGAAGAAAAACAUUACCACUCUUGUGAAGGCUUUCGGAGAAUGCCGUCCACUACGAGAGUUAGCUAAUCUAACACUUAUAAUGGGAAACAGAGAUGACAUUGAUGAAAUGUCUGGAGGGAAUGCGAGUGUGCUCACAACUGUCCUCAAGCUGGUUGAUAGAUAUGAUCUUUAUGGGCAAGUGGCCUUCCCAAAACAUCACAAGCAAGUCGAUGUCCCAGAGAUAUAUCGCCUGGCAGCAAAAACAAGGGGUGUCUUCAUAAACCCAGCUCUAGUUGAACCUUUUGGACUUACAUUAAUUGAGGCUGCAGCGCAUGGACUCCCAAUGGUGGCAACAAAAAAUGGAGGUCCAGUUGACAUCCACCGGGCACUAAACAAUGGUUUGCUUGUUGAUCCUCAUGAUCAGCAAGAAAUUGCUUCGGCACUACUGAAACUUGUAUCAGAGAAGAACUUGUGGCAAGAAUGUAGAAAGAAUGGGUGGAAAAAUAUACACUUAUUUUCAUGGCCGGAACAUUGCCGCACGUACUUAACAAGGGUGGCUGCAUGCCGGAUGAGACAUCCCCUUUGGCAGACUGACACCCCUGCUGAUGAAUUUGCUGCAGAAGAGUCCUUAAAUGAUUCACUUAAGGAUGUCCAAGAUAUGUCCCUCAGGCUUUCUGUUGAUGGGGAAAAAACAUCUCUAACUGAGUCUAUCGAUACGGCCGCGGCUGGUGAUGAUCGACAACUGCAAGACCAAGUUCAGAUGGUCUUAAGCAGAAUUAAGAGGCAAGAACCAGGAGCUGCUGAGUCUGAAGCAGACCGGAAAAUGGCUGACAAUGUGCCAAGCAAAUAUCCUAUGCUGAGAAGGCGACGUCGAUUAAUUGUUGUAGCACUUGACUGCUAUGAUGAUAAAGGAAAUCCUGAAACAAAGAUGAUACAGAUAAUACAAGAGAUCUUUAAGGCAGUUAAAUCAGAUCCACAACUUUCAAGAUUGACAGGAUUUGCUUUAUCAACAGCCAUGCCAGUAUCAGUGUUAAUUGAUUUCUUAAGAUCUGGAAAUGUUAAAGUCAACGAAUUUGAUGCUUUAAUCUGUAGCAGUGGUAGUGAACUCUAUUACCCUGGUGUAUAUACUGAAGAUGAUGGGAAGAUUAGUCCUGACCCAGAUUAUGCAUCACACAUUGAGUACCGUUGGGGUUCAGAUGGUCUCAAGAAAACCAUUUGGAAACUGAUGAAUACAUCAGAAGGGGGGCAAGGGAAGUCUAGUCAUAGUCCAAUUGAUGAAGAUGUGGAGUCAAGCAAUUCACAUUGCAUUUCUUUCUUUAUGAAGGAUAUUAGUAAGGCAAAGAAAGUAGAUAAUAUGAGACAAAAACUAAGAAUGCGAGGUCUCCGCUGCCAUUUGAUGUAUUGCAGGAACUCAACAAGAAUGCAAGUGAUUCCUCUUCUUGCAUCUCGGUCGCAGGCUCUCAGAUAUCUUUUCGUUCGCUGGAGGUUGAAUGUUGCAAAUAUGUUUGUAAUCCUUGGUGAAACUGGAGACACUGAUUACGAGGAACUGAUAGCCGGAACUCACAAAACAUUGAUUAUGAAGGGAGUUGUUGUGAAAGGUUCAGAAGAUCUGCUCCGGACCAACGGAAGCUACCUGAGAGACGAUAUUGUUCCAUCAGAGAGCCCACUGGUUGCCAAUGUAAAUGAGGCAAAAGCAGAUGAUAUUGCUAAUGCAUUGAGGCAAGUUUUCAAAGCUGGAAUGUGA